AUGGCAGACAAAGUAUUCCCUUCCUCCAAACCCACCGCUACUCCACCCGCUGCCACAACAACCAGAGCCAACGGUGGAGCCACCAAAUCCGACCUCAUUAACCCCACGGCUCGCCUACCGUACCGUCCACAGCCUCAUAACAGACGGCGCCAGUACCGUCCACGUCGGAACUAUUGUUGCUGCUGCUGUUUUUGGAUCAUCCUCAUAAUCCUUGUACUCGCCCUUUUAGUAGCCAUUACUGGCACUGUCCUUUACGUCUUUUACCGCCCUCAUCGCCCUUCAUUCACCCUCGAUUCCCUCCGUAUCCGCCGCCUGAAACUCAAGACCGCCGCCGACGGCUCCUCCUCCCAUCUUUCAACCCUUUUCAACAACAGUGAUGUUUUGAUAGGGAAUGGAACAUUGCCGGCGUUUGUCAGUGACAGCAAAGACGAGUCGACUUUCAGAGGGGUUUCCGUGGUGGCGUCGAUGGGUUUGGAUGCAGAGGCGGUGAAUGACCUGAGGCCGGAGCUGAAGAAGGGCAAUGGGGUGUUGCUGAAAGUGGAGAUGGAUACUAAAGUGAUAGCUAAAAUGUUCGGCUUGAAGAGCAAGAAAGUUGGGAUUAGGGUUACGUGUGAUGGAAUUAAAGGGGCUGUUCCAAAAGGUAAGUCGCCGGCGGUGGCGAAUGUCGCCGGAGCCAAGUGUAGAGUUGAUCUCCGGAUUAAGAUAUGGAAAUGGACAUUUUGA
Molecule: messenger RNA, 723 nt
Organism: Hibiscus syriacus
Lineage: Eukaryota; Viridiplantae; Streptophyta; Magnoliopsida; Malvales; Malvaceae
Product: NDR1/HIN1-like protein 13
Exons: 2
Coding region: 1-723 (240 amino acids)
Cellular component (GO): plasma membrane
Source: RefSeq, a predicted model, not a curated record